CGCGGCGGCGGCAGCAGCAGCAGCAGCAGCAGCAGCAGCGGGGAUGGUUUAACUCCACAACUUCAUCCUGUCUGCAGCCGGUUCCCCCGCGCGUGGGUCCGUGGGUGAGUCCGCGCGCCCUGAGGUCCGGGACGAGGAGCCGGAGACGGACAUGAAGGAGGAAACGCGCGGCGGAAGUCACACCGACUCGGACUGAGUGGGAGACGCGCGUGGAUUUUAACUCAUCCUGUCCUGUGAUUUCUGAUGGCAGCGGAGCGCGGCGUGGCUGGAAACACGCGGAGCAGGCGCAGCGAGCUGCAGUGACAUGGAGCUGCUGGCCGGACGCGUGUGACCGGACAUGGAGGCUUUGGGUGAAGUCAACGCCACGCAGGAGGAGCUCCACUUCCUGCCCCCGCCUGACAGCGACCCCAACAACCUCGGUUAUCAUGACUACCCCCCAAACAUCGGCAUCCUGCCCCCGGUGCUGCCGGCCGGAUUCGAGGGAGUGAAUUUUCCAGAAGACCCCAUCAGACUGCUGAGCGUUCAGGUGGUGCUGAUCUUGGCCUACAGCACCAUCAUCGGGCUGGGCGUCCUGGGAAACUCGCUGGUCAUCUACGUCAUCUAUCGCUUCAAGACGCUGCGCACCGUCACCAACUUCUUCAUCGCUAAUUUGGCCGUCGCCGACCUGCUGGUCAACACGCUGUGCCUCCCCUUCACGCUGGUCUACACGCUGCAGGGGGAGUGGCGGUUCGGCAGCACGCUCUGCUUCCUGCUGCCGUACGCCCAGGUCCUCGCCGUGCACGUCUCCACCGUGACGCUCAACGUCAUCGCCCUGGACCGCCACAGGUGCAUCGUGUACCACCUGGAGACCAGGAUGAGGAAGGAUGUGUGCUUCGGGGUGAUCGCGCUGACCUGGGUGCUGAGCGCCGUCCUGGCCAGCCCCAUGGCCAUCUUCAGAGAGUACGGCUCGUUUGUGCUGGACCCGGGCCACACGCUGCAGUUCUGUCGGGAGAAGUGGCCCGGUAAAGGGACGGACGGAACGCUCUACAGCAUCUCCAUGCUGAUCCUGCAGUACUUCCUGCCGCUGUCCAUCAUCUCCUUCGCCUACGCCCGCAUCUGGUCCAAGCUGCGCGGCCACGUCAGCCCGGCGGAGAGCGGCGUCAACAGCAGCGCCAGCUCCGAGCGCCACCGCCGCCCAAAAACCACCAAGAUGCUGGUGACCAUGGUGGUGGUGUUCGCCGUCUGCUGGCUGCCCAUCCACGCCUUCCAGCUGGCCACCGACAUCGACAGCUCCGUGCUGGACAUGCGCGACUACCGCCUGCUCUACACCAUCUUCCACGUCAUCGCCAUGUGCUCCACCUUCGCCAACCCGCUGCUGUACGGCUGGAUGAACCGCAACUACCGCGCCGCCUUCCUCGCCGUCUUCAAGUGUCGCAGAGACCGCGGCGGCCGGCUGGACAGCAUCCACCCCGUCGGCGGAGGGGCGGCCGGCGCGGCGAGGGCGAAGAAGAUCGUCCUGGAGACGCAAGACCCGGUCUCCACGCACCUGAACGCCACCGACGUGUGA
Messenger RNA from Poeciliopsis prolifica (blackstripe livebearer), 1546 nucleotides. Its product is annotated as neuropeptide Y receptor type 2-like. Gene Ontology annotation, cellular component: membrane. Gene Ontology annotation, molecular function: neuropeptide Y receptor activity. Gene Ontology annotation, biological process: G protein-coupled receptor signaling pathway. NCBI's taxonomy places the organism in Eukaryota, Metazoa, Chordata, Actinopteri, Cyprinodontiformes, Poeciliidae. The record is from RefSeq and is a predicted model, not a curated record.